GCAGCUAUAACUAGUGGCAAGGACAGUGGCAGAGGUCACAGCAGCGCAAGAGAGAAGCAGCGAGAAUGGCCAGCCAGUCCCAAGGAAUUCAGCAGCUCCUGCAGGCUGAGAAGAGAGCAAAGGACAAGCUAGAGGAGGCCAAGAAAAGAAAAAAUAAACGUUUGAAACAAGCAAAAGAAGAGGCAACUGCAGAUAUUGAUCAGUACAAGAUGAAAAGGGAGAGUGACUUCCGACGUAUUCAGACCUCUAUAAUGGGAUCACAGGGUAACUUGGCAGUAAAGAUAGAGGAACAGACAACAGAAAAGAUUCAGUCCUACAGUUCCACCUACCAGAAAUACAAGGAGAAAGUGCUAAAAGAACUUUUGGAUAUGGCGUCCGACAUUAAACCAGAAAUCCAUACCAAUUACAAGUACAAGUUGUAAAUCCUUUCAUCGUGAACCGUGGCACUGGCACAGGUGGCUUGCAGCACACUGUGGAAUAAAAACAGUUAAAAAUCGCUAUAUCUUUUUCGGUUAACUUAGCUCCUCAAAGUUAUAGAAUGUUAACAAUUGUUCAUUCCAGCAGAUAUGAAUGGCUAUCGUUUUUAUUGAAAUGUUAGGAAAAGGGAAAGUGUUCAUAAAGGUGCUGAAAUUAAUAUGUAAAACAAAAUAAGAUUGUUCUGCUAUGAGUUGUUCAUGUGUCGUGUUUUUACCAUGACCAUAACUGCUAACCAACAUCUAAACAGACAUAUAACAGAACAUAACUGGCUUAUAGUUUGGAAAUGUAUUACAAUGCUAAUAUUCAUCACUGAUGUAAACGUACUGUUGAUACACUCAAAAUAUGUAUGAAAUAUAAAUGCACUAAUUUCACGUCUGCGUCUUUAAAUCUGUGGUAGUGAACAGGUUAAAAAAAACAUAAGCGGCUCAAUUAUUUUCCCGGCUCAUAUCAUCCAUGCUCAUUUCCAUAUUCUCGUUAGAUCCUUAACGAAGGCUAUACAAGUUGACACUGGCCUAAUUUGCAUAUCCCCUCUCUUCUCGCUUUGAUACUGCGCCUCUAAUUGCUCCAUAUGCCCAUAAUAUUAUUUUUCUUUCCACUUGAAAUAGCAAAAUGCUUUUAACUGCC
Spea bombifrons (plains spadefoot toad) is the source of this 1101-nucleotide messenger RNA. It is a transcript of the gene ATP6V1G3, whose product is annotated as ATPase H+ transporting V1 subunit G3. The record is from RefSeq and is a predicted model, not a curated record. Gene Ontology annotation, biological process: proton transmembrane transport. The transcript has 3 exons. Gene Ontology annotation, cellular component: vacuolar proton-transporting V-type ATPase complex. The coding region runs from base 66 to 422 and encodes 118 amino acids. Gene Ontology annotation, molecular function: proton-transporting ATPase activity, rotational mechanism. Lineage: Eukaryota; Metazoa; Chordata; Amphibia; Anura; Pelobatidae.